AUGGAGGUCGGCAUCACCGACUCGUCGUCCUUGCAAGACGGACGGAAUGAUGGUGUUUGUACUGACAAGACAGAAUUGCAUCCAAAAGACUACCAAAUGUGGCGACUGCUGGCCACAACAACGACCGUGCCGCACGUGCGGCAUGUCAGCAUGUGCGCCACGGACAUUCGAUGGCACAAUUACUUUCUGAUACACAUGCACCAGUACAUGGGUAUCGUCGCCGCCGUUGUGGCGUUGGCAGCACAGACGAGUGUGGCCCAAGCGUGCACAGCUCGCGGCGAGAACGUGACCGUGUCUGGUUUUGUAAUGGACAACUUGUGCAUCUCGUUGGGAACGCUCUUGGACAACCCCACGGUGUUGACGCUGAAAGGGCCGGACGUCCACUCGAUCCACUGUUUGGUUGAUGUGAGGAGCUGUGUCGCAUCGAAAUACGCGAUCCUGGCCCCGCCCGCGAAUGGGUCGGAUCUCUACUCGGUCAAGUACCAGCUCGGCCAAGACGGCUCGACCACGGCCAAAGCGUACGCGGAAGCAGCACGGGCGCUCGGCGGCAAACAAGGGUUUUCUGUCACAGUCACGGGAAUCGACGAUGGCACGAACGAACUCCAAUGCGUCACCGUGUCGAGGAACGUGGUUGUCGACGGAAAAGCCCUUUCACUGCCGGCGACGUCGAUCAACAGUGCAGCGGGACUCGCGGCGGUCGUACCUGUUGCAUUUGCUGUGGCCGCCGCCUGGUUGGCAUGAUAAUGAUCGAGCAGGUCGCUAGCGAACCAUGCCUAACGACUAGUGUAAAUGUUUCGGUCACGUGGUCCAUUGGCGCCCGUGAGUUGGCCAUCCCUUCCAUACAUGCAAACACUGUCGUCGAAUACUCGCCAAGUCGCGAGGACUGUCCACGGAGCAGGGCGGCCCCUCUGCCUCCUCAAACGCCCUCCCCGUCGUCGUCCUCUACGGUUGUUACAAUGGAGCACGUCUGAGAUCUCAGAAAUGGCCGAGGACUGUUGUUUCGAG
Messenger RNA from Aphanomyces invadans, 1005 nucleotides. RefSeq lists its product as hypothetical. The record is from RefSeq and is a predicted model, not a curated record. Bases 1 to 741 code for a protein of 246 amino acids. The transcript has a single exon. Lineage: Eukaryota; Oomycota; Saprolegniomycetes; Saprolegniales; Verrucalvaceae.